This is a messenger RNA of Malania oleifera, 859 nucleotides long. RefSeq names its product agamous-like MADS-box protein AGL66. The record is from RefSeq and is a predicted model, not a curated record. The transcript has 8 exons. Gene Ontology annotation, molecular function: DNA-binding transcription factor activity, RNA polymerase II-specific; protein dimerization activity; RNA polymerase II cis-regulatory region sequence-specific DNA binding. NCBI's taxonomy places the organism in Eukaryota, Viridiplantae, Streptophyta, Magnoliopsida, Santalales, Ximeniaceae. Bases 27 to 710 code for a protein of 227 amino acids. Gene Ontology annotation, biological process: positive regulation of transcription by RNA polymerase II.
UUCUCUUCUUUUCUCGCAUACCAAACAUGGGUCGGAAAAAGUUGGUGAUGAAGAAAAUUGAGAACCCAACCUCUCGCCAAGUGACAUACUCAAAGCGCAAAGAUGGGAUUGUGAAGAAGGCCACUGAACUAUCAGUGUUGUGUGACAUUGAUGUUGGACUGAUCAUGUUUUCUCCAAGUGGUAGAUUGACUACCUUUGCUAGCAAUGGAAGGAUUGAGGAUAUCUUUCUUCGUUAUAUUGAUCGGCCUGAAGAAUUGCGAGGAGGAGCUAUUUGGAAUGAAGAGUAUCUAUUCCAAAGCCUCACACAACUCAAAUAUGAAGGAGAAAUGAUUGAAAAAUUAGCAGAGUUUUACAAUCCGGAACUUGAGAAGAUCACGUCUGUUUUUGAAGCUCAAGUGUACCAGCAAACUAUUAUUGAAGCAAUUCGCCAAAUAGAACAGUUGAAACAGGCAAAAUUGACUGGUAGCCGGGUUGUGCCCCAUAAACCUGCAGAGAACAUUGAGGUACAUGGGAUUGACAGUACAAAGGAAGCAGAUUCGAUGACCGAAGAGUCUGUCGAUUCUAACGGGAUGAGGAACUCAUAUUUAAGGGAUGAAGAGCAGGUGGGAGAAACUGGAGGACCUCAUUUAAGCCUUGGCUACUUGAAAAGGCAGAACCAUUGGAACCUAAUGGCGGGUGGUGGACAAACACAUGCUCCUGCAGGGUUUUAACAUCCAGUGAUUAGAUUGUUGUAAUCUAAUCUAAUCCCUUCAUGUUUCUUCAAGGUCUCUACAAGCUUUGAAUCUCCAGAACUUUCAUUUAUAGUAAUUAGACUGAUGUAGCUAGCUGCUUAAUGAAUUGUGCGGUUUUCUUUGGACAA